Molecule: messenger RNA, 3682 nt
Organism: Trichosurus vulpecula (common brushtail)
Lineage: Eukaryota; Metazoa; Chordata; Mammalia; Diprotodontia; Phalangeridae
Product: TSC22 domain family protein 1-like
Exons: 5
Coding region: 338-3682 (1114 amino acids)
Source: RefSeq, a predicted model, not a curated record
CACCGCCCCCGCCCGCCCGGCCGCCGCUGUUCCUGUCGUCGCCGCCGCCGCCCCCCGGCUGGGUGCGAGGAUCUCUGCCUGCCUCCUUCCUCUACCUCCCCCCCGCCUCCUCCUCCCCUAGUGAAGCGGACUGUAUAAAAGGGGGUGGAGAGGACCAGAAGGAAAAGUGAAUGGCCGAGCACCGAUAGUGUCACCCCUUACCCCAUUUUUGCCUUGUUCACCCUCAUUCAUCCUCCGCUCGCGGAGCGCCCGAGGCCCCGGCGGCGGAGGAGGAGCGGGGACCGUGCCCGCGGCUCCUGCCUCUGAACACAAAGAUCCCCGUGCGGGCGCACGCACAAUGCACCAGCCGCCCGAGGCCACGGCCGCUGCCGCCGCCGCAGACCUCGGGGCUCGGAAGAUGGCGCACCCGGCCGCCGCCGUCCCCCGGAGGGGCAGCAGCAGCGGCGGGGCCGCGCUCGGCGCCGCGGGCCCCGGCGUGGGCAGCCACGCCGCCUCGGCCGAGGACUACGCACCCCCCGCGCCGCUGCCCGGGGCGGCGGCUGGGGGGCAGGCGCCGCCGCCGCCCCCGCAGAGCCUGCACCUCCUCUCGCAGGCCCCGCAGCUCCCCGCAGCGCCCGGCGGGGCGCAGAUGAAGAAGAAGAGCGGCUUCCAGAUCACGAGCGUCACGCCGGCCCAGAUCUCGGCCAGCAUCAGCUCCAACAACAGCAUCGCCGAGGACACGGAGAGCUACGACGACCUGGACGAGUCCCACACGGAGGACCUGUCCUCCUCCGAGAUCCUCGACGUGUCCCUGUCCAGGGCCACCGACCUGGGGGAGCCGGAGCGGAGCUCGUCCGAGGAGACGCUGAAUAACUUCCAGGAAGCCGAGACCCCCGGGGCGGUCUCUCCCAACCAGCCCCACCUUCCUCAGCAUCAUUUACCUCACCACCCGCCCCAGAACGUCGUGAUCAACGGCAGUGUUCAUCCACACCAUCUCCAUCAUCACCACCACCACCACGGGCACCACCUUCACCACGGGCACCACCAUCCAUCCCACGCUGGUGUCAGCGCGGCUGUUCCCGGAGGGCCACCCCCAAGUCCGGCGUCCAGAAAACUCUCCACAGCUGGAAGUUCAGACAGUGCUUUACCAGCUGCACCAGCUUCUGCUGUCUCAUCCACUGGCACACCUGCAUCUCUAAUGACUAAUGUCCGAAAUACAAAUACUCCCGGCAGUAUAGGUAUAAGUUCUGUUGCUGGCAGUAAUACAAUAAAUAAUAUUAACGUUACAGCAAUGGGUAGUGUUAAUCCUAACGUGACAAACAGCAUGCCUGGUAAUGUUAACGUACCUUCGAGUAACAUUCCAAGUACUGCUAGUGUAAACGCUGUGCCUGGAGCUAGCAGCGGUGUUAAUGUGAAUAUCCUGAGUGGCAUGGGCAAUGGUACUAAUUCUUCUAUUAACAAUGCUCCCACCCCAGCUGCAGGAAUGGCUGUGGGAUCCGUUUCAGCUCAGCAGCAACAACCAGCAGCUGGCACAUCGAGGUUUAGAGUUGUGAAAUUAGAUUCUAGUUCUGAACCCUUUAAAAAGGGUAGAUGGACUUGCACAGAAUUCUAUGAAAAAGAAAAUCCCAUAGCAGUUGCAGAAGGAGUAGCAGUAAACAAAGUGGUGGAGACGGUAAAACAAAACCCAGUUGAAGUGACCUCUGAAAGGGAGAGCACUAGUGGGAGUUCAGUUAGCAGUAAUGUGAGCACAUUGAGUCACUACACAGAGAGUGUGGGGAGUGGAGAGAUGGGGGCCCCUGCUGUGGUCCAGCAGCAGCCAGCACUCCCAGGGGUGGCCCCGCAGCCCAUGGACUUCAGUAGUAGUCCUGGUGCACAGAGUGUAUCGGCAGCUAGUCUACCACAGAGUAUUUCUCAGUCUCAGAUUGCCCCGGUGCAGAUGCAUUCUCAAGAGCUGACCUAUACUCCGCAAAAGCAGGGAAAUCAGCCUCCUCUGCAGGCUGGUAUAAGUGCUGCGGCUGGCAUUCAGUCACCCCCAGUUAACCUCAUCGGUGUACCACCAUCUUUAGGCCAACAGCCUCCCGUCUCCAGCUUGGCUCAACCCCAGUUGUCCUAUUCUCAGACGCCCCCCCUGGUGCAGACCCCUUUAUCGGUUGUAGCACCGCAGCAGCUACAGUAUGGACAGCAGCAACAAACUGUGGCGACACAGGUGACCUCAGGCCACGUUCAGCCGGUAAAUCAAAAUCCCAUCACCGCCACCAUACCGGAGUAUGUUCAGCAUCAGCAAAUUCUCCAAACAGCAGUGCCCCCUAUCCCAGCAAAUUCUGCAGGAGUGGGAACAGCCCCAGUGAUGCCUGUUGCCCAGCCACAAAGCAUUCAGCCUUCAGUGCAAUCUACUGCAGUCCAGGCACAACCUGCAGGGGCACCAAGCCAGCCUGUUGGACAUGGCCAACCAGCAAUCCCUCCUGUAGCUGCUAGUGGUCAAGUUGUGAAUGUUGGUCAGCAAGUGAACAUCCCAGGUGUGGGGCCGCAGCCGGCCACUGUCAGCCAGGUGACGCCUUCGCCUUCACAGGUGGUUCCACCUUCUCAACCUGGGAUCAUUCAGGGAAUUCAAGCCAGUGCUUCAAACCUUCCUCCACCGUUGGUCAUUGCAUCGCAAAGCAACUUGGUAACCGUACAAUCCCAGGCUCAAGGAGCAGAAUCUGUGGCUCAAGGAGCAGAAUCUGUGACUCAAGGAAUGACAAAUCAGCAGUUGCCUCCAGUGAGUCCAUUACCUUCUGCCAGCAAUAUCCCUGCUGCAAAUCAAGUUGGUUCUCUUGUCCCUUCUGCAAUACCAGUUGCUCCUACAAACUUGGGUCCACCUCAGAACAUAGCACAAACUUCAGCUAUACAGAAUGGGAAUUUGGUUCAGAGUGUUAGUCAGCCUCCCUUGAUAGCAGCUAACAUAAAUUUGCCUGUGACGCAGCCGAUCCCUCUAAGUUCUACUCAGUUCCCCACACAGUCACUAACUCAGUCCGUUGGAAGCCAGAGUGAAGAAGCCAGGCAUCCUGUGGAGCACGCAGUAGUUGGCGUACCUCAGACUGUCACUGGGGAAAGCAGCGGGGGCCUGGCCUCAGUCUCUGAUGGGAGUGGAGGUGCCAUAGCAGCUUCAGCUUCUCUCUUCCCGUUGAAGGUGCUGCCGCUGACCACACCCCUCGUUGAUGGCGAGGAUGAGAGUGCUUCUCCCCUACCAGAGGUGCAAGGAAUGAUCCUAGAACCACAGAUACAGCCAAGACUACGGAGAGCUUUUGACGUCAGGGGUCCACUUUCUCCACUGAACCAUUGGAGGCAGAAUAUCCAGCUUCUGGAGAGAGUGGGAAAGAAUAAUAAACAAUCCGUAGGUGGUCCUCCUUGGCAGACAGAACAGCAAAACCAUAGCCGAGAGGUUCUGACAUCGCUCACAAUAAUGCGACUCUUUGAGAUCUGCCAAGAACUUUUCACAUUACUCACCAGUCCCAAACAACCCAAAGCUCCCGCUCUCAUCUCCAUGCGGAGAUCCCUGGAGCUGCCUUUGAGAUCAGACGCAGCCGUGACUCCAAAUGGCCCUUCCCUCCUCUCCUCUCGGUCUGGCCCCUUUGGCCAGUCUGGGCUUUUCCAGAACUUGAGCCGUGCUGCUGGACUAGGCAACGCUGACUUUGAUGAGCGGCUUCCCCACCCUUGGCUCUGA